Molecule: messenger RNA, 1439 nt
Organism: Thalassophryne amazonica
Lineage: Eukaryota; Metazoa; Chordata; Actinopteri; Batrachoidiformes; Batrachoididae
Gene: chrdl2
Product: chordin-like 2
Exons: 11
Coding region: 226-1401 (391 amino acids)
Molecular function (GO): protein binding
Source: RefSeq, a predicted model, not a curated record
CAGUCGGUGCCCUGCUGAAACUUAUUUAUUGCGCCUUGAAGACAGUCACGCACAUGUAAAAAAAAAAAUGAAGUCCCCAUUUUGCUGCUGGUCAUCAUUUGGUGUGCAGAUGCUCAUCUCAAAGCCCGCAAAGCGUCCGGAGUGAUUUGCACUUUCAAAGACAAGACCUACAGGCCAGGAGACACCUGGCAUCCUUAUCUAGAGCCCUUUGGAUUUAUCUUCUGCAUGCGAUGUGCCUGCACAGAGAUCGGUCAUGUGAAAUGUAACACAAUAAAGUGUCCCGCUCUGCCCUGUGAAAAUCCAGUGUCCGAGCCUCAGCAGUGUUGCCCGAGAUGCACGGAUCAACCCAAGAUCCCAGCAGGGCUGCGAGCAUCAGUGAAAUCUUGCAGACACAAUGGAAGCAUUUAUCAGCCCGGGGAGAUUUUCACAAAGCACAACCUCUUCCCAUCCAAGCAAAGCAAUCAGUGCGCAAUGUGCACGUGUUCCAAUGGGAACAUCUUCUGCGCUCUGAAAACAUGCCACCCACUUACCUGUUCCUCACCGAUCUCAGUUCCAGAAACUUGUUGUUUGGUGUGUAAAGAUUACAGCACCAGCGGGUCUUCAUCAACUGAGGAUGGGAACCAACAGCUGAACCGGGGAGUUAGACAUUCAGUGGACCAGUGUGCCGAGGAGCAGAUCAGGGUGCGGCCCAAUCAUGCCACCCCACCCAGGGCCAGGACGUCUCCCAGAGGUCUGAGCCUCAGUAAACUCAACCUUAAAGGGGCUGCGAACACCACUGUGAAGAUACUGUUGCAGAGGAAACACCAAAGAGCAUGUUUAUACAACGGCAGGACGUACUCUCACGGAGACAUGUGGCACCCAGUUUUAGGAAAGGUCCUGGAAUGCAUCCUGUGCACUUGUACUGACGGCGUUCAGAACUGCAAACGCAUCACGUGUCCCAGCCAAUAUCCAUGCCAACAUCCAAUGAAACCAGCAGGAAAGUGCUGCAAGACGUGUCCAGAGAACAAAACUGAAAGCAACCAGACUCGGUGUUACCUUGGGUAUAAAAACAACCUCUUGGUGUAUAAAGUCGAUUCAUUGUUGAAAGUUGACUCACCCGGCACAGUCAGGAUCAUUGCUGUUGAAAGACAAAGCACGGCUGAGGUUGAAGUGCACGUGUGGAAGAAUGUAGAAGGUGUUUUACACUUAAUGGAAAUUGGAGAUCUUCAGAGAAAAGAUAUUAUGGAUCAUCCAGAAAAUUACACAUUACUCACGACCGUUGAUGAAGAGACGUGGAGAAAAUUUAAAGAGGAUGGAGAAAAUCUGAGGAAAAUUUCUCCAACCACACUAUGUAAAGAUGGCAUUCGGGAGAUGGUGACAUUUCUAAAUGCUAAACAGACUGAAGCCAUGUGUUCUCCCUAAAUGGUUUACUCUCUUUAUAUUUCCAUUAAGUAGAUGGU